This is a messenger RNA of Durio zibethinus, 2210 nucleotides long. RefSeq names its product aspartyl protease family protein At5g10770-like. The record is from RefSeq and is a predicted model, not a curated record. Gene Ontology annotation, biological process: proteolysis. NCBI's taxonomy places the organism in Eukaryota, Viridiplantae, Streptophyta, Magnoliopsida, Malvales, Malvaceae. Gene Ontology annotation, molecular function: aspartic-type endopeptidase activity.
UUUUCACUUUGGUUACUAUUGGCACUUUUGCUUCCACUAAGUUUAACUCUGUCGGGCUUGAAGAAAGAUUUUGAGCAAGGAUAAGAUAGUGAAAUGCAUAAGCUAAGACUAGCACUAGUAUUUUCCACCAUUGAUUCUGUAUAAGGGGGUGACCAAGCAGCAAUCAUUUUGAAUCGUAGAACAUUACGCAGAAACAAAGAUUUAGUCCAUGGCUACUUCCAUUUUCUCUAAUUUGUUCUCCUUCCUUCUUCCUCCUUUUCUCUUCUUUAUCUUGCUUCUACACUCUUCAAAAAAUAGCUAUGCCUUGCAAGAAAAAAUGAGUACUCUGGAAACCAAGGAUUUUCAUUUACAUGUUCAUUUUAUUAAGAUAAGUUCUCUGCUUCCAUCAACUGUAUGCAACUCAUCUACCAAAGUAAUCAACAAAAAGUCAUCACUAGAAGUAGUACAUAAGCAUGGGCCAUGCUUUGCAUCGAACCAAGACAGAGUAAAUGCUCACUCUCAUGCUGAAAUUCUAAGUCAAGACCAGUCCCGGGUGGAUUCAAUCCACUCUAGGCUUUCCAUGAAUUCCAUGGAGGAGAUAGAUGCUGUUACACUUCCAACCAAGAAAGGAGUCUUCGUUGGCACAGGCAACUACCUCGUCACUGUUGGGUUUGGAACGCCAACGAAAAAAUAUGCUCUCAUAUUUGACACCGGAAGUCACUUCACCUGGACUCAAUGUGAGCCAUGCGCAGGAUUUUGCCAUGACCAAGUCGAACCAAUAUUCAACCCAUCAAAAUCAAAGUCAUAUGCCAACAUUACCUGUCGCGCAGCAACAUGUAAUCAAAUUUCUGCUGAAGGUAUGCAGCAGGGUUGCUCUUCCUCGACAUGCCUGUACGGUAUCUCUUAUGGUGAUUCGUCGUCUUCCAUAGGCUUUUUGGCUAAAGAAAAGUUAACCAUUUCACGGUCAGAUGUGUUUCCAGGCUACUUGUUUGGUUGCGGCCAACAGAACCAACUUCUAAGUAGCCGUGUAGCUGGGCUCAUAGGACUUGGACGAGGCAAGUUUUCCUUUGUAUCACAAACUGCCAAGAAAUAUAGGAAAAUCUUUUCCCAUUGUUUACCAUCAAAGGAUAGCUCAGUUGGAUACCUUACCUUUGGUCCAACCAAACUCCCAAAGAAUAUCAUGUUCACACCAAUGCCAAAAUCAUUCCAAAAAACACCUUUUUACGGCCUUGACAUUAUCGGAAUAAACGUGGCCGGCCAGAGGGCACCCAUUAAUAGCUCGGUUUUCAAGACAGCUGGUGCGAUUAUCGACUCCGGAACUGUAAUCACUCGUCUUCCCCCAACAGCAUAUGCUCAAUUCAAAUCGGCAUUUCAUAAAUGGAUGACCAAAUAUCCAAGGGCACCACCGCUCUCGAUCCUUGACACAUGCUAUGAUUUUAGUGGUUAUAAUGUUAUUAGAACACCAACAGUCAGCAUAGUCUUUAAUGGCGGUAUUAAUGUUGAGAUCGAUUACAGCGGGGUUUUGUAUUUGAGAAAUGAAUCGCAAGCGUGUCUGGCGUUCGCCAAAAAUAAGGAUGCUGGUGAUGUGGCGAUUCUUGGAAAUUUUCAGCAGAAAACAUAUGAAGUGGUCUACGAUGAUGUUAAAGGAAGGGUUGGCUUUGCACCCGGUGGUUGUCUCUAAGAUAAACUACCAAUCGAGCUAGGAAAACAAUCUUCAUAUACCUUAGCACUUCUGAUAAUUCCAGAAUAGUUUAACAAGUCUACUAAAUAAGUAAUGGAAGAUCAGUGUGAAGGUUGAAUAUAUAUAAGAACGUAUUAAAUUUGUGUAUGCUUAUGCAUAGUUCAAGUUGAUGAAUAAUGUGGUAGGGUUGCAAUUUCCAGUGCUACACAUGCUUGAACUUGUACCUUUGAGUGUAAAUCCAAGUGUAGCACAUCUCUUUCCCUGCAGAUAAGUAUCCUAACUUUACUCUUAUAAUCAAACUUUUUAUGAAGGGUAUAAAUGAAGAAGAUUAAAAGGUUCUGCAUUGAUUCUUUUUAUUUGGAUGAAUGUUGUCUUUGACAAGUAUCAGUAAUAGCCAAGUUGCAGACUAGGCGAUAUAGAUGUAACUCAAAAUACAGAGUAAACCAAGAAAAUUCUAGAAAACUAGAACAGUAUCCUCCAAUAGAGAGUUGUACAAGAUUAGUUAUGUACUACAUAUUGAAACACAAAAUGAAGUGAUUCCGACAAUAAU